AGAGAGCGAGAGAGAGAGAGAGCGAGAGAGAGAGGGAGAGAGAGAGAGAGAGAGAGAGAGAGGGGACGGCAGACUGGACGGGGAGACUGUCGGAGCGGGACUUGUACCGGGGGUUUCGGGGAGAUGCUGUCCCCACCGAGGAGAUGGAUCAGAGAGCAGCCUCUGAGCUCUGUAACCUCGUGUAUAAGGAGAGGGCUAUGCAGCAGGCGUCAUUCUCUGUGGAUACUGCUCGUCCUGCUUGUCGUCUGCAUUGCCAUUCAGACCUUUGUCGCUCGCCAGGCCAGGACUUCUUCCAGGAGUGACAAGCUGACGGAACUACCACAUCUAAGAUUCACUGUCAACAAACAGCACCUGUUUCCUACUCGGCAAAAUCACUGGGAAGGCCUUCAUUCUGAAUCUUCACUGGCAGUAAAGCAGAAUGUAAGGGUGCUACAGACAGAAAGACCUUCAGAUCUUCAUCAUCAGAAUGGAGGAUAUGGAAAGCCAUCACAUGAUGUUUUGUUGAGACAUGUGGAUAAAAUCAGGAACCUUGCUACAGCCUCUCAAAUAGAGGCAAGAAGAGUUUCACCUGGAAAGAUGCUUCUACUAAAACAUGGAAACAAGCCUGGCCUCGGACAUCCAGGGUCUUUGUCCCUCCAUAGCACUAGGAAAGGUUUAACUGUAGGCACAGACAAAAGGCUCAUCAACACUCCCAUUCCAACCAGUUUUUUAAAGGCUCACAUCAACAGUAUCCACAGUAAAGCAACCUGCCACCCAAAGUCUCACAUUGUUUUCCUCAAGACACACAAAACAGCCAGCAGCACCAUCUUAAACAUCCUCUAUCGCUAUGGUGAAAGCAGGAACUUGACCUUUGCCCUCCCCCUGAACAAACACAGCCAGUUGUUUUACCCAUUCUUUUUUGCAUCACAUUUCGUGGAAGGAGUCAGCAGCAGAAGUGUGAAGGAGUUCCACAUCAUGUGCAACCACAUGAGGUUUAGAAAAUCUGAGGUGGCAAAAGUUAUGCCUGAAGAUACCUUCUACUUUUCCAUCCUAAGGCACCCUGUGGCCAUGAUGGAGUCCAUCUUUAUUUACUACAAGAGCAUCCCAGCCUUCCACAAGACUCACAGCUUGGACGACUUCCUAGACAACAGCUGGAGAAACUACAAUUCAUCAGUGACCAACAACCACUAUGCACAUAAUAUCCUGGCCUUUGACUUUGGCUUUGACAACAAUGUUGCAGCUGAUGCUGAGGACUUAGAGGAGAGAGCCAGCAUCGCUAUUGCAGCCAUUGAACAGGACUUCCACCUUAUUCUUAUUUCUGAAUACUUUGAUGAGUCCAUGAUCUUGCUCAAACAUGCCCUAUGCUGGUCCCUGGAAAAUGUGGUCUCCUUUAAGCUCAACAGUCGAAGUGAACGAACUCGUCACCCACUUUUACCAAACACUGCAGAGAAAAUCAAGAAGUGGAAUGCUUUGGACUGGAGGAUCUACCUACACUUUAACACAACCUUCUGGUACAAAGUGGAUAGUCUGGUUGGUCAAGAACAGAUGAGGAAGGAAGUAUCUCAGUUAAGAGAGCUACAAGUCAAACUAGCAAACACAUGCUUGAAAGAUGGCGGGGCAGUCGACCCAUCCCAGAUAAAAGAUGCCGGGCUAAAGCCAUUCCAGUAUGGAGCAGCUGUCAUUCAGGGCUAUAACCUAAACCCACACAUAGACAGAGAGACCAAAGCAAAAUGUGAGAGACUUAUAACUCCAGAACUGCAGUACACAGACCGUAUGUACACUCAGCAGUUCCCUGAGCUAGCUGCUAAGCAUAGACAAGCAACAAGGAUGGUUCAUCCUCAGCGUCAACGCUCAGACAGAACUGGUAUGAUGGGAAUGGUCUGGGCCAGGGAAUCCCAUCAUAGACAGUUCAUAAGACACAAAUUCUCAAAUCUUAAGAACCAAAAGGCUUCCACAAGUGUCCUGUUAACACAUACAGAAGGUAACAACAAAACAAAUAUGUCAUGAGUGGCAACUGUGAAAGACAUGGGAUGAUCAUGUUCACACUGUGAGGUAUGAAAGCAGCUCUUAUCUAAUGCUCAUUUCCUACACAGUAUAAUUUGAAAACUAAAGUGCAAAGCAGCUGAGGGUCUCCUAAUGAGAUGGCAGUGAGAUUUACAAGCCACAAAAUGAAAGUGCUCAGAUGGAACCAACAACAUACUUUUGCUGUUCUGUUUUGUGGCAGUCAGCCAAUGAUGGCUCCUCUGUGGAGUGGAAAAUAUGGUGGUUACAAAAAUCAAGGUGACAAAAGUCAAGGUGACAAAUGUUAGAAUAAUGAUUCAUACGGGCAGUAGGCCUCUAUGGUUAAGGGUUGGUUAAAUUUAAACCUAAUAAACAGUUGUGAUUAUGGUUAUAAGAAACCAAAGUUUACUGCUUUUAGGAAGUGGGAUCCAAGCAGUUUCAUAUGACCACUAGAGGUUGCUUGACAAGAAGACAUAAAUAAAUUGUUUUAAGUGUUUGACCCAGUGACAACUACUGUUGUUCUAAUGAGGAAAGUCUCCAUUAUGAAUAGAAAGUUGACCAUUAAAGUGAAUCUUGAUAUGGGCCAAAGUGUUCAUCAACAUUUCAUAUUGAACACCAAGUUGCUGGUUUAUUAGGCACACUCAGCUACAACUAAACCAACAGCAAUAUCUCAUAUGUAUGAGACUUAUCGUAUUCAGUUUUGUUGACACAGUCAGAGAGACGUUGAUUGGGCUCUCAUGGUUAAGGCUACAGUAAGCAUUAUUAUAGUCACUACAGUUGGUGUUAAACUGUAUUGAAAGGUCUUGCAAAAGACAUAAACCAUUGUAUAAGGACCAAUCUCAUGUCUGUGUGUUAUUUACUGAGUUGGGGUCAAGAUAUGGUUAGCCUAGCUUAGCAUAGACAGGAGGCAGGGGGAAACAGUUAGCAUGUUCAUUAGCAAGCUUUAGAGAUAGCUGUAGCUGAUAGCUGUCGACUGUAUUUUAGACACAACCAGGCUAGCUGUUUUCUCCUGCUUCCAGUUUUUAACUUUAUCUAUGCUAACAACACCCUACCAGUGCCACACUUAACACACAGACAUCAUACCUUCUUCACUGAGCUCAAGGAAAGAAAGUGAAUCAGCAUACUUUCCAAAGUUUCCAAAGUUGACCCAUUAUAUUAAAAGAAUUUAGAAAUAUAAACAGGCUCAAAAGGUUAAGGAACCAUAAUCUGUUAGAAUACUUCUUUUCCAUGUUAUCUGCAUCUGUCUGUCUGUGAUUUCUUAUUUAUUAAUACUUACCUGAUAUUUGUUUCUGAGAACUUAGGAUAUGAAGAGUUUCUGUCUCUACUCCGUCUCCAUUAAUCUGUUCAGUGAUUUCCCUAUGCCGUUUCUUAAAUGAAGCUUUUUGUCAGGACGAUGAUGUAGAGCAUACUGUUUUCAUACUAUUUUAUUGAAGAAUGUUAUGUUAGUGGAGAUGACUUCAAAGAAACAUCUUGGCUUAGACUUUCAAGAACAGAUGUUGCGCUUUUGAUGUUCUAUUUUUCAUAUGAGGUAAGUGGUAGGGUUACUAUAGAAUCACGCAGCAGAGGAAGAAUCCUCCCUUCUUUUAUUAGAGAGGUAUUAUUAUAUACAGUGUUUUCAUUCUUAAAAUAUUAAAUGAUAAGUAUUUCAUUUAAUUGAAUUAAAGUCUUCAGUUAAGUUUUGAAAAUCAAGUAAAGUGUGAUCAAAACAACACACAUGAAUGAUGUUCAAGAGAGGGCAUUAAAUGAUUUAUGAUGAUCUUAAUGACUUCUGUAAACAUAUAUGUUAUAUUUUCUUUUUUGAACUGUUAUGAGGAAUAUUAACUGCAAUAAUGACAAUGAGCACAGAUUUGAGUUGCUGUGGGUUGAGUAUAGGUCUGCAUAGUUAUCUCAGUCCCUGUCUUUUUUACAGGUCCACAUUUCGAGACCUGUAGCCUGUUGCACCAGUUAAGCCUAAAUUUGGGUGUAAAUUUUAGCACUAACUGUUGCAUUGUAACUAGUUAGCUUCACAAUAAACUCACCGUUUUGUGUGGUUACACCAUUGAUAAGAGUGCUGCAUUUUAACUAAAUCAUCUAUAUUCAAAACAUUGUCACAGAGUGAUGCCUCAUUCAGUGCAGACAGACAGGCUAAAUAUUGAUGAAAAGUAAGAGACCUACAUUGGAUGGUUUUACUAAUAAAGACAAAGUAAUAUAUGCUAUGACAUGUAAACAACUUGCUAACAUGAUACAUGUUUCUCCAUCUAGAAUACAACAGCCACUGAGAUAUACCUCAGGUAAGAUGAGGAUGCUGGUACCACUCAUAAAAAUGGACUUAUAUAUUGAAAUUGUCAAAACCCCAUCUUCACCUCCAAACUUCUAACUUAGCAUUAAACAUUCAGUGUAACAGUUCUGCCAGAUGCAACCAUGUGGUGCCAGCGGCAUUCACCAUUUCAAAUGAAUAAAGUCUUUCUCAUGUUCUUGUCUGUUCCAGACCGUGGUAAUUAUACAACCCAAUCCCAACAAUGCACAACAGUAUGAUUAUAAAUGUAAAGGGAUAUAGUCUUUCGUGGACAAUGUAGUCACAGUGUAACCCAAAUAUCAAGAAACCUUUCCUCCCACUCUUAUCUUUCUAACUCUUUAUUUAAUCAAUUCCUUCAUAAGGAAUAACUUGUACCUGCUCAGGUUAGUUGUGAACUUUAAGUUAAACAUGUGUCUUAAUUUACACUGGAAAAACACAAUGCAACCUGUUUUGCUGAGUUGUAAGAGUACUGCCACACUAAGUUCAAACUACGCUAACUUCAAACUUUACACUAAGCUGGUGCAGCAGGCUGCAGUUCUCAAUGUCAGUCAGCUCCUAUCAACUCGUUCAUUUGGAAAAUGAUCAUGUGACCUCACAUAGUAGGGGUUCAAGUGGUCAUAGGUCACUGGUUAGUUGUAAAUUGAUGAACUGCCAAUUUGUGUCCCAGUCUACACUCAUACACACAUAACCCAUAAGUGAAAACAUGUGUUUAGAGAUUCCAGCUGACAUUGGGUGAGAGGCACGGUGCACCCUAGACAGAUUGCCAGUCUGUGGCAGGGCAUUUUUAAUAUAUAGUUUAUAUUUUGCACUUUUAUUCAGAUCCUUAAUUCAGUGCUUUGUAGAAGCCUCUUUGGCACUGGUUUCAGCUUCUAGUGUCCUUGGGUACAGUGCAUUUAGAAAGUAUUCAGACCCCUUUACUUUUUUCACAUUUUUAAUGUUACAGCCUCAUGGUAAAAUAUAUAUAUAUAUAUAUAUAUAUAUAUAUAUAUAAACAUCUGCCUACAAUCAUUUCUGCAUAGUGACAAAGUGAAAACAGAAUUUUAGAAAUGUUUACAAAUGUAUUAAAAAGGGGGAAAAACUGUAGUAUCACAUGGGUAUGAGUAUUCAGACCCUUUACUAUGACAAAUUUAGCUCAUGUUCAUCCCGUUACUCUAGAUCACCUGAGAGAUGUUUCACCUUGACUGUAGUCCACCUGUGAUAAAUUUAAUUGGUUGGACAUAAUUUGGAAAUGCACACACCUGUCAAUAUAAGGUCUCACAGCUGGCAAUGUAUUUUAGAGCAAAGAGCGGAGAGAUUGUUGAUUGAUUGUUGGGUUCUUGGUCAUCUCCCUGAACAAGACCCUUCUUUCCUGGUUCGUCAGUUUGAUUGGAUGGCCAACUCUAGGAAGAGUCCUGGUUCCAAACUUCCUCCAUUUCACAGCUAGUGAGGCUACUGAGCUCCUGGGGACACUCAGAGCUUUACAAAUAGUUAUAUAACAUUGUCCUAAUCUAUGCCUCAACAUAAUUUUAUCACAGAGGCCUACAGAGAGUUCACUGGACUUCAUGCCUUGGUUUUUGUCCUGUCAUGCAGAGUGAACUACAGAACCUUACAAACAGGUGUGUAUCACUCAAACUAUGUCAGUCCAAUUCAGUUUGCCACUGGUGGAACCUAAUUGAGUUCUAGACACAUCUUGGGGAUAAUUAAGGCAAACAGGAUGCAUCUGAGCACAAAUUUCAAUUUUUGAUUUUUAAUAGAUCUGCCAAAAAACUAAAAAUAUGUUUUCACUUUUUUUAUUAUGGGUUUUUGGGGAUUGGGGGAAAUGACAAAUUUAUCAAUUGGCACAGAAAUUUACCAGGUGACAAAAUGUUCAAUUGAAAGCCAUGAAACAUGUUCACAUUCACAUUCAUGGUUUUUAAGUGCAACUUCCAUGUGAUAAACCCAGGCAUGUUAAUUAAAGCCCACACGGAGCACCUGAAUGCACCAUUAGUUUGGUCUCUGUGAGACUAGGUGCACAUCCUGGUGAUGUACAGAUGAAUCCUCUGUAAAGAUGUUCAGGCCACCAGCUGUCAGACCUCUGAGGGACACAUUCUCAUAGAGUCCUUCCAAGAAGGGGCAGCCUGGUGUGGGACACAGCUCCACAUUUUGAGCUGAUACAUUAAGAGUGAAUAUUAUUUUUGUGGUCUAUUAUUUUGGUAGUCUGUAUUUCAUUUCACUUCUUGGUUUUGUUUCUACCUGUGCAGAAUAAAUUACUGAACCUGA
Messenger RNA from Lates calcarifer (barramundi perch), 6493 nucleotides. It is a transcript of the gene gal3st2, whose product is annotated as galactose-3-O-sulfotransferase 2. Bases 124 to 1986 code for a protein of 620 amino acids. Gene Ontology annotation, cellular component: membrane. Gene Ontology annotation, molecular function: galactosylceramide sulfotransferase activity. Gene Ontology annotation, biological process: glycolipid biosynthetic process. Lineage: Eukaryota; Metazoa; Chordata; Actinopteri; Centropomidae. The record is from RefSeq and is a predicted model, not a curated record. The transcript is spliced from 4 exons.